Synchytrium microbalum is the source of this 3147-nucleotide messenger RNA. RefSeq lists its product as uncharacterized. Gene Ontology annotation, biological process: motile cilium assembly. The transcript is spliced from 11 exons. Gene Ontology annotation, cellular component: ciliary basal body. Gene Ontology annotation, molecular function: protein binding. The record is from RefSeq and is a predicted model, not a curated record. Lineage: Eukaryota; Fungi; Chytridiomycota; Chytridiomycetes; Synchytriales; Synchytriaceae. Bases 1 to 3147 code for a protein of 1048 amino acids.
AUGGAGGAUCUAGAACGUGGACGAGGCACGAGAUCUGAACGUGCCAGGAGCAAAUCAAGACCAAGACUUCAACUAGACAUACCGGCUCCGCCAAGAACUCCUAUUCCACCUGUCCCACGUGCUGAAUGGACGCCAGUCUCGUCUCAUGAACUCUACAGCCCGGUUAAACGAGUUCGAUCAAAGAGCAAGAGGAGCGAAAGUGCUUACCCUAGUGACAAUGAAGCUUCUCCUUCUGUAGUCGAUUCGCCAGACAGGCCAUCAUCGUCACCGACAAGCCGACGACGAAAGUCACGAACUCCUACUGCACACAACGGCAUCGAGCUACAAAACAAUAGAUCCUCUUCUUGUGUUGCUCAAGAUCAGCCUGCCACUCAACUAGACGAGGAAUCCAGCAAUCGACGUGAUGAAUCCUCCAAAACAUAUAGAUCAAGAAGUCGCAAACGAACAUCUAACGAGUUUUCUAACGGCAUUACCGAGCCUGAGCCAGUUCGACGCUCAAAAAGCCGUAGACCAUCAGACCGUCAGGUGCCAGAUCAGAACGAGCUUGCCGGACAACAACCUGAUAUCAGACCUUCAUCAAGUCGACUUUCGAGAAAAGGACGUGAUUCGACGAACAGACGCAGAUCACAAUCACGUACACCAACAACAGUUGCAGAUACGAAUGACGAUCUGGCGUCUCCGAAAUCACCCAACCAAUACCGUGAAUCGGCCAGGAAGCGUAAAUCAGCUGACAAGACACGUCAGCUAGAAACCAACACCGAGCACACAGCCCAACCAACAGCCGUCGAAAAACCUCCACCGUCAGUCUUCGACAAUGUUGGCAAGCAACCGUCUGAUUUCGAUGGAUACAUAACGUCAGUUUCGAUACACGGUGCAGACUCGAUUGCGUUAGAUCCUAAAAUUAUGGCACCGCUAGUGCAGGUUCACUUUGUUGAUAUCAAAUCUGGAGAGUACUUGAUCAAGUCUGAUCCAAAUCGACCUGUCACAACUUUCAAUGAAGCUGGAGUCGACUAUAUCCUACCAGUCAUUACAAAGCCGUACAAAUUCCUACGGCAUGCUCACACACCACGAAAACCUAAAUGGGAAGAAGAAUUCUUACUGAAUGAAGACUACAAGCACAUUGUUCGAGAAAAUGUGUUGAUCUUAUUUGAAAUGCUCAAUGUGGUGACAGACAGAGCUUUAAUCGCCAGUGGAAGAUCAGACGGAUGGCAUCGAGUCGCUUACGCCUUUUGCAAACUGGUGCCAUCACCAACAUACACAAACACCGAACAUCAACGACUACGAUUACAGCUCUACCAGUAUCCCAGCAAUAUACUAUGGGGUAAAGCUGUUGGUCGUGUUCCUCAUGUAUAUCGCUGUUGGCGUGGAGUUACAGUCGGGCGAGGUAUUGCAACUGCUCGACCUCCACCAUUGGCUGCCAAUAGGAAAAAGUAUGAUGGGACUCUAUAUGUUAGUAUUUGUGGUAAAACCGCACCACCUUCUCGAUUGGUGACGAGAAGACCUGAAUGGGCUGGUGAAACUGAAGUUGGCAAAGUACCAUAUGAAGAUAUGCUGGAAGUAUAUAAUUCCAAGAAGAGAGCUUUGGAACCCAUGUACAGAAGUUUGGCUAAUCUUGUCAAGAAGCCAAUGUGGAGACGACACCCAUCACAAGCAUGUCGUCUACCAAACAAGCUCAUGUACAGAAUCGAACCAGGAUCGACUGGAGCAUUCUCGCUGGCAUUCUCCAACAACGGUAUCUUCUUAGCAGUCGGAUGCUGCGAUGCUGGAUCAUAUCCUAUUCGGAUAUAUGAUGUCUUGUCUGGCGAUCGAGUAGCCAAUUUGGAGGGACAUCGAGAUUUAGUUUACGAACUUGUUUGGAGUCGUGACGAUGACGUUCUUAUGUCGACAUCAUCCGAUGGAUCAGUUCGAUUGUGGAAGUUUAUGGGUGACGGCAAUGUUAGGCCGAGCUUAGUGCUUCAACAUCCCUGUUUUGUGUACUCGGCAGUGCUUCACCCUAUCGCACCACUCAUUUUCACCGGCUCAUUCGACACCCAAAUUCGUGCAUGGUCUUCAGAUCCAACCGAAAUCAUCAUUACAUCGCGUCCACAAUCGCCUACUCAAGACACACGUCAUCUCCCUCAUGCAAGAUCUGUGUCAAGAGCCACGACACAUUCUUCAGGUGGCCGUUCAAGAGUUCAUCCCACUACAAGUCAUCCUACGACGAUACACCCAACCGAUACAUACAAGGGUCAUGAAAACUACGUGAAUGCACUUGCAUUUGAUUCAGAGGGGGUCAAGAUGUAUUCGGGUGACGGGAAUGGGUGUCUUAAAGUAUGGUCUUGUCGUGUUGAUACGACAGAAGGAUAUGACAAGUAUCAAUGCAUCAAGACUGUUAUGGUUGAUGAGGCCAGCCCAAUAACCUCAAUACGGAUGCAUCCUUCCAACCGUCGAAUCCUAGUCCAUUCACUAAAUGGAACUCCCCGCCUCCUCGAUACCCGCAUAUACCGAUUCACCACCACCUUCCAAACACCACCAUUAACCUCCACCUCCUCCUCCGCACCCAACUGCCCCAUAACAGCAAUCACAUCAACAUUCACAAGAGCAAGCUUCUCACCAUGCGGAACACAAGUAUGGGCCGGUGGAUCAGACGGUGUCGUACGUGUCUGGAAUGCAGAUAACGGCACUGUACUUGGAUCAUACGAGGGACUUGGAUUCCGUGGUCAGAUCAGUGCAGUUGAAUACCAUCCAAAGGAUUAUUUGGUUGCUAUGUGCUGUGUUGGGGAUCGACAACCAGUAUUGAUUUUCAGUUGGGAUGAGUCUCCUGACGUUUUGGAAGGUUUCCAUUCAGCUGCUGCUGGUUCUGGAGAAAUAGCUCCAUCGGCUGAAUCGCUGAAUGAUGCAACGCAUAGUAAACGAGCAUCUAGGACAUCAGAUUACUAUGCUGAUGUGAUUCAAAGUAAUCCACAGCUCAGGUCACCAUCUCGUGGAGUUUUAGAUGCUGGAGAUAGACGUGUCUUUUCUAUCGAACCACACCGACCUCCAGUGGCAUCACCUACUCGAGGGCUAUCAGCCUUUGAAGGCGAGUCACGAAACACAUCCCAUAUUGAUGCCUCAGAAAACAAUCUGGCUCAACGAGCGCCAUACAAGAGGACUUUACGGAAAGCUUGA